UUUGCCAAUAAUUAUUGUAGCAAAAGAAAUUCGUUGCACUUGCAAGUAGUUACAGCACAAGAUGGGACAACGAACGGCCGACGUUCUGCGAAAUGAAAGAAGUUUGAGUUGAAAGGUUCAUGAUUUUGCAUGUACUGACGCCGAAAAUUGGCAGAUGCAAUGCCAUUCAGCUGCAGUAUACGUGGGUGCACGACAAAGCAAUCAAAGAGGUCUAGGGAGAAAGGACUGUAUUUGCUGACCUACCCACGAGGCAAGAAGCAGCGAGCAGCAUGGAUCGAGGCAACGGACAGAACAGACAUCGAAACGGGCGGUGUGUGGGAGCCAGGGCCCGAUGCAAGGGUUUGUUCCAGGCAUUUUGAAGGAGGUUGGGUGAGCAACAACUCCAAAGACGUCAACUUUAAGCCGACUUUAUUCCUGAAACCUGAGCCCCCACAAGCACAAGAGGAGGAAGAUAGUGUCGAUUCAGAGGGCGGAAAACAGAGAAAAGCUAAACGACAAAAGCUGACAGAAAAGGAAGGCGACCAAAGUGCCUGCACUUCAGAGGAGAAGGCCCUCAAAAUAUCUAUGAGCCAUCACUCCUACUGCGGACAACGUCUGUCAGCCAAGAAUAAAGAUUCUGGAGAUCCACUCCAAGGACGGAACGGUGAUGCAAACACAACAGAAGAGGGUCCCAAGUCCUUCGAUGAGCUGAAGAAAAAGAUCGCUGAGCUGGAGUACGAUCUACAAUGCCUGUCAUGGAGCUACAGGAAAAUUGAGGGUGACAACGCCAAGACCAAAUUCUACACAGGGUUGCCGACUUUCCACGUCUUCAUGUGGCUCUUCUCAUAUCUUGAAGCAAAAGUUUGGACCAUGACAGGUUCAGAGGAGAAUGACACCAGCAGCAAGUCUUCAGACAGAAAGGUCGUUUUUCCCCUCAUCGACCAGCUGUUUGCUACACUUAUGAGACUCCGCCUGGGCCUCCUCCUUCCAGACUUGGCCGACCGCUUCCGGGUAUCGAGGAGGAGGAUGGACAACACGGUAACGAUGUGGAUAUUUUUGCUGGAGAAGGAGCUACGAGCCCUGACUCCAUGUCCGUCGCGAGAGGCAGUGCGCCUGACCCUGCCACCUCAUUACCGGCGCAAGCAGGGCUUGAGAUUCCUGGUGGAGGGUGCUGAACUGCACAUCGAGUGCCCGUCCAACGUGUCCACCCAAUGCUACCAAAGACACAGGCACCACACAACUGUCCAAUAUCUGGUGGCCAUUUCCCCCACGGGCCUCAUCGCGUACGUCAGCGACGGGAUUUUUGGAAAGGCGUCCGGUGGAGAAAUUAUGCAACGAAGUAAAUUUCUAGCCCUGUUGGAGGAGGGCGAUCUGGUGCUGGCAGAUUCAGAUUUCAUGGUCCAGGAUUUGGUGACAGAAAGAGGGGCUGUGCUCCGCGUCCCGUCCAACAUGUCGGGACCGUUCAAAUGUCAGGUACAGAGUGCCAUAGGCAAGGUUAGAGCAUUCCGUAUUUUGGACGGUGUGAUGCCUCUGUCUCUCCAGAACAUGUUGGGGUCUGUAUUCAAGGUAUGCUGCUGGCUGUCCAAUCUCAGUGACUUCUUUGACUUGAUUAAACCCAAGUGAGAAAUAAGAGAUUGAGUACAGAAAACGGAAGACCUCCAAGGUUGGUUCAUACCCACCCUGAAAGUGAGCAAAGAUGCGAUUGUGUGACGUCAGACAUAUUUGCAUUGCACAUUCAUGUACUUAACAGUACUUGCGUUUGAAUCUAAUGUAUGUCACUGCAAACUAUUCAUGGCGUCGGUCGCUUCACUUUUGCAUUUGCCCCAAGUAUGAACUUGCGUUAUGUGGAGUUCAUUUGAAGUCCAUUCCCCAGAGCCCCCCAUCCAAGUGUACACAGCCUACGUUCAAAGCAAGUUAAUUUACUUUACUACACCUCAACUAUGCCCCCUCAGUAACUUCACACUUGUUACACCAUUGCCGUUAUGGCCUAUUUUCUGUUUUGGUAUCGUUUUUCAUUGUUUUGUACAAUGUUCUAUGUAAUUCUCUUUUCUUUCAUGAUGCCCUGCAAAUGCUAAAUAAAUAGUUUCAAGCAGGGGAAGAUAAUAGUACGGUGAGUGAAUUUAUUUGACAGCAUUGUAGUCAAGUACUAUUUUGAGUACUAAGGAUAAUCUCUGCCGAAUAUCAAACUGGUCAGGAGGGAAUAAUAGUGGAUUACAUGGGCAUUUGAUGGUGCAAGGGGAUAAAACAUAA
Molecule: messenger RNA, 2229 nt
Organism: Acanthaster planci (crown-of-thorns starfish)
Lineage: Eukaryota; Metazoa; Echinodermata; Asteroidea; Valvatida; Acanthasteridae
Source: RefSeq, a predicted model, not a curated record